Phacochoerus africanus (Common warthog) is the source of this 3180-nucleotide messenger RNA. It is a transcript of the gene PIDD1, whose product is annotated as p53-induced death domain protein 1. The transcript has 16 exons. Bases 299 to 3040 code for a protein of 913 amino acids. The record is from RefSeq and is a predicted model, not a curated record. Gene Ontology annotation, biological process: signal transduction; apoptotic process; DNA damage response. Lineage: Eukaryota; Metazoa; Chordata; Mammalia; Artiodactyla; Suidae. Gene Ontology annotation, molecular function: protein binding.
GCGCCGUGCGCCGCCGUCCCCUGCCGACCCAGCUGGCAGCCGAAGUGGCGGCAGAGCCCUCCUCCAGGGGCCAGGAAGUGGGGUCCCGUCCCCAGGACCCCCCUCCCGCUCCCGGCUCCGACGCAGGGCCCCGGUCAACCCGGCCCUUGCCUGGGCACCGCCCCCACGUGGUGGAUGUGUGCCGGGCGCUCCGGUCAAAACCGAGGAACGGGAAGGUUGGAGCCUCCCUGGGUCCUGCCUGCGCAGGCCUGCCUGGCGAGCUGGGACAUGUCUGGCCCCCGAGGACAACCGGUUUGCGAUGGCUGCAGUGGCGGAGGGGCAGGAGCCAGAGCCGUCUGCUGCAGAAGAUGCUGCAAGAGAUGCUACGGAUGCUGUGGCCGUGGGGCCGGGGACGCUCCCUCUCCUGGCCGGGAACCGGCUGAGCCUGGACCUGUACCCCAGGGGCUGCCACCGGCUGCUGCACCUGUGUGCCCAGCAGGUCCCUCAGCUCCUGGAGGUGGAGUUCCUGCAGCUGAGUGGCCACGAAGACCCUCGGCUGCUGGAGGCCACCCUGGCCCAGCUGCCCUGGAGCCUGCCUCACCUCCGCUCCUUGGUUGUCAAAGGCGGGCAACAUCGGGACGCUCAGGGCGCCUGCCUCCGCGGCUCCCUGGCCACGCUGCCUGCCGGCCUGAAUGGCCUAGUCCGCUUGGCCCACCUGGAUCUGAGCUUCAACAGCCUGGAGACGUUGCCGGCCUGUGUCCCGCAGAUGUGUGGCCUGGGGGCCCUUCUGCUCUCUCAUAACUGCCUCUCAGAGCUGCCUGAGGCUCUGGGGGCCCUCUGCGCCCUCACCUUCCUCGCUGUAACCCACAACCGCCUGCAAACGUUGCCCACGGCCCUGGGGUCCCUGUCCACCCUGCAGCGCCUCGACCUCUCUGAGAACCUUCUAGACACUCUGCCCCCUGAGAUUGGAGGCCUGAGCAGCCUUGCUGAGCUCAAUCUGGCCUCCAACCGGCUGCAGAGCCUCCCCGCCUCCCUUGCGGGGCUGCGCUCCUUGCAGCUCCUUGUCCUGCACAGCAACCUCCUGGCUUCAGUGCCUGCUGGCCUGGCCCGCCUCCCGCUGCUCGCCCGCCUGGACCUGAGGGACAACCAGCUCCGGGACGUGCCGCCUGAGCUGCUCGACGCCCCCUUUGUGCGCCUGCAAGGAAACCCUCUGAGUGGGAGCCCCCCCAGCCCCCGCAGUCCCCCAGGGACACCCGUGGUCCCCAAAAUGCCCAGUCUGUUGCUGACCUCAGACCUGGACAGCUUUGCCGUGACCCCCCUGGGCUGCUCGGUGACCCUGACCUGCGGUGUCCGCCUGCGUUUCCCUGCUGGCGCCACCGCGACUCCUGUUACCGUCCGCUAUCGACUGUGGCUGCCGGAGCCACGCCUCGUCCCCCUAGGUCCCCACGACUCUCUGCUCAGUGGCGUCCUGGAGCUGCAGCCCCACGGGGUGGCCUUCCAGCAGGAGGUGGGUCUGUGGCUGCUCUUUGUGCCUCCGCGGGCACGGCGUUGCCGGGAGGUGGUGGUCAGGACCCUGAGUGACAACAGCUGGAGUGACCUGGAAACCCACCUGGAGGAAGAGGCGCCCAAGCGGCUCUGGGCUCACUGCCAGGUGCCUCACUUCUCCUGGUUCCUCGUGGUUUCGCGCCCUGUGUCUGACGCCUGCCUCGUGCCACCAGAGGGGACAUUGCUGUGCUCCUCAGGACAUCCUGGUGUCAAGGUCACAUUCCCCCCUGGGGCCACGGAGGAGCCCCGUCACGUCCGCAUGCAGGUGGUGCGCGUGGGCAGCAGAGAACUGCCGGCCCUGCUGCGGGAGCCUGAGGCGGCCGCCAGCCCCCUGCUGUGCCUCUCACAGAGCGGCCCCCUGAGCUUCCUCCGGCCAGUCACCGUGCAGCUGCCUCUGCCCCCUGGCGUCACAGGCCUGAGCCUGGACCGCUCCUGCCUGCACCUGCUGCACCGGGCCCCGCCCGCAGCCACCUGGGAUGACAUCACGGCGCAGGUGGCGCUGGAGCUCACCCACCUGUACGCUCGCUUCCAGGUCACGCGCUUCUCCUGGUACUGGCUCUGGUACACCACCAAGGCCUGCGUGGGGGGCCUGGCGCGGAAGGCCUGGGAGCGGCUGCGGCUGCACCGCGUCAACCUCAUUGCGCUGCAGAGGCGCCGGGACCCCGAGCAGGUCCUGUUGCAGUGCCUGCCUCGCCACAAGGUGGAUGCCACCCUGCGGCGGCUGCUGGAGCGGUACCGCGGCCCCGAGCCCUCGGACACCGUGGAGGUGUUCGAGGGUGAGAAGUUCUUCGCCGCCUUCGAGAGGGGCAUCGCUGUGGAUGCCGACCGCCCGGACUGCGUGGAGGGCAGGGUGUGUUUCGUCUUCUACUCGCACCUGAAAAACCUGAAGGAGGUGUACGUGACCACCGCCCUGGACCGGCGCGCUCAGGCCGUGCGGGGCCAGGUGUCCUUCUACCGGGGAGAGGUGCCAGCGGAGGUGCCCGAGGAGGCGGAGGCUGCCCGGCAGAGGAGGGGGGCAGACGCCCUGUGGAUGGCCACGCUGCCCAUCAAGCUGCCGAGACUGCGGGGCUCUGAGGAGCCAGCGCAGGGGGCUGGCCUCUCCCUGGCCCCUCUGAACCUGGGCGAUGCUGAGACCGGCUUCCUGACCCAGAGUAACCUGCUGAAUGUGGCCGGACGCCUGGGCCCAGACUGGCCGGCUGUGGCCCUGCACCUGGGCGUGCCCUACCGCCAGCUGCAGCGCAUCCGCCACGAGUUCCGGGACGACCUGGAUGGGCAGAUCCGUCAUAUGCUCUUCUCCUGGGCCGAGCGCCAGGCGGGGCAGCCAGGAGCGGUGGGGCUCCUAGUGCAGGCCCUGGAGCAGAGUGACCGGCGAGACGUGGCAGAAGAGGUGCGGGCUGUUUUGGAGCUUGGCCGCCGCAAGUACCAGGAGGGCAUCCGUCGCACAAGCCUAGCUCCUGGGGACCUCGCUCUGCAUGGCCCUUCAUCAUCGCCGUCCCCGGAGCCGGCUCAGGCCUAGAAGCCACGAUUUGGGGCUGGUCCCUGAUGUGUCCCCCCACCCCCGGCCAGUGGUUAGGCUCCACUUUCAAGCCUUCCCUGCGUUUGGGGACAGUGGCCCCUCUGGGUAACAAACAUGCCCUGUCUGGCUGCUGUCUCAGA